UCGUUUAUUUAAAUGCUGUCAGAAAGAAGGGACACGAGUCUUUAAGUCAACGGCGUCCUGAAAGUAAACUUGUGCACACCGGGCCGUUUUUAGCGCGUUGUGUCCCCUUAGCCGCAGCAACCGCCAACGCCAUUGCGCUUUUGCUCACCUCGCUAGCUAGCCGCAUGAGCACGAAGCUGCUGCCCUGUUUGGGGGCGUUGGCCUCGGUUGUCAACAGAUUUCUCGUUUUUCUGUAAAAAAAAAAAAGGGGACGUAAAAGAAAGUGAAAGUGAAACAGACUAACACUUCACACACACAGCCCCGGCACUUACAGUUGAAUCCGUUGUCAGGGCUUGUGUCGCCUCAGUAGGCAGGUUGUGCUUGUGAUGGCCUGGCUUGGCUACAACCGCGUUUGUCCUUUUAUUUUGUGGUUAUUGCGCAGCAGCCAGUCUUUCUUAAGGCGCUCUGCCACAGGGGUGCUCACUACACUAGCGAUACUUUUAGCGAUACGCUGGCGAGACGACCGCGGAAGCCCCGGUGUCGCCGAAAUAUGCGACGAAAACAGACUGGAAGCGACAGGUUCACCGGAGAAGGUCGAGGAGUCCCGCUGUGAGGGUCAACGUGAGGCCGCCGCGGGGAGGGAGGACGCGGGCUCCAGCCGAAGGUCUGGGGGACACGAGGACGAUGACGAGUUUGACAGCGAGGACUACAGAGUCGAGACCACAGAUGAGUUGUACUGCGGCUACGAUUCAACCUGGGAGACUGAGGUGUGUCAGAAGACCACGCUCACGAGGACCAGGCGCCCAGCAGCGUGCCGAUACUACAAGUUUCGCGAAUUUGAAAUUGCCGCAAAAGACAUGCAGAACUACAGACAUGACUACCCUUCCCAGAUCAGACCGGAACGCUGGAACCAUUACAUGCCCUAUGAGGACAAGCCAAAUUUGGGAUUCUACCUUGGAAAGAGGGCCUCUUCAAUUGACGGUGUCUACAUAGACAGUUUCCACAAUGAAUGGAAGGGAGAUUAUGCCACGCUGGAGGGCGUACACACGUAUAUUCAGUGGUUGUUCCCACUGCAAGAACCAGGGGUAAACGAUGAGGCCUUGACACUGACAAAAGAAGAAAUUAAGGAUUUUCUUGAAAGUGACACUGCAAAGGAAAAUCUGCUGAAGUCAUACAAGGUCAUGUUGGACUUCUAUGGUAUCCAGUUGUGUGAUAAGGAAACGGGAGAAGUCAUGAGAGCCUCACACUGGAGAGACAGAUUCUACAACCUGAACACUCACACUCAUAACAAACUGCGCAUCACCCGCAUCCUGAAGUGCCUGGGAACCCUGGGGUAUCCCCACUACCAAGCCCCCCUGGUCCACUUCUUCCUGAAGGAGACUCUCAUCCAUGGAGAACUUCCAAAAAUCAAAGACAGUGUCCUCAGCUACUUUGUGUUUGCUAUCCUUGAUAAGAAGCAACGCAGGAAUCUCAUCAAGUUUGCCUAUUUGAACUAUGACCCUAAAGAGGAGUUUGUGUGGUGCCCAAGAAAAAUACAGAUGAUGUGGUCAGGGCUGUCAGUGUCCAAGCAACAGAAGGUAAUGAAUGAUAAAGAUGGGUUAUGAGCUUGACCGGAGUCGUGAGCAUCCGAGCGUGGACAUUGAGGUUAAAACCAAAGACAAGGCAAAUCAAGCUGUCAAAGCAGAAUCUGUGCCUGACAUCUGUUGUCAGUGUUGACGACCUCUCAUUAGAGCCUGAGCACCUGAUGGGUGGUGACUACGUCUGUAGAGCAACAGUUACAAUAGACUUGCCUUCACAGCGGCUGGGGGACAAGGUGGCCACAAAGCAUAAAGAACUUAUGCAAGUCUGCCAAAUUAAUGAAGAUAAAAUAUCCAGCCCCAGCAUCGAAGCGGGAAAAGAUGGGGUCACUUAUAGUACAUUAUCCAGUAAUACACAUGCAUAUGAUCUUGACAUCAUUUAAAUUUUCUCAGUAGUUCAUACACUAGUUUAUUGUGCUUUACAUACCGAAUCAAACAGCAGUUAUUUUACACAAAUGUGUUUCAUAUUUUAUUCUUGUUUUAUUCUUACUCUUUCACUUUCACAAAAAUGUGAACUAUUCCUAAGUGGAGGAAUAUGCUUUACACAAAAAGUGCAACUGUAAUAUAAGUGCUUGUGUUAUGGUGCGGAUACAUGGGACACAUGAAGAAUUUGAAGAGACACUAGUCAGCUUCACUGUUAUUGAUAAAGCUGAAACGAUUGCUCCCAAUUUUAAUUGUCUUUAGUCUUCAUUCAAUUUCUCUUAUUCAGUAUGUUCAGGUCCUGUUGUCUUAUACCCUAAUUGCCUUAUAUGAUCACAGAUUUGUCACUCUUGCAAAUAUUCCAGUUAAAGCUUUGUAUAUAUUAAUCUGAUUAGCUUCGCUAACAUUUAAGAACAGGUUAUGGCCAAAAAUGUCAAACGGUGGUUCUGUACUGGUAGUGCUGCAUUUAGCAUUCCUGAAAAGGGGGAGUAUAUGCUACUAUACGUUCUCUGCACUGAAGCGACCUAAUGGUUAAGGAACAGGGAGAUACUGUAUUUUUAAAAGUUGUGAAUCAUGUAUUAAUCCUAUUCUGUCAGUCUUUCUGACACAGCACUUUUAUCAUGCAGAUAAGUUUUUGGUUAUUCUUGGAAAUUAAAAGUAAAGGAUUGUGUUCCCCAAAUAUUUCUCCUCAUCAUGUCUUUACUUUUUGUAGCAUCUGCCACAUAUAAGGCUACAUACAGACAGGUGAAAAAGGAAAAACCAACAUAAAGGGUCUCAGUAAGGCCUUGGG
Molecule: messenger RNA, 2766 nt
Organism: Xiphias gladius (swordfish)
Lineage: Eukaryota; Metazoa; Chordata; Actinopteri; Istiophoriformes; Xiphiidae
Product: opioid growth factor receptor-like
Exons: 8
Coding region: 366-1583 (405 amino acids)
Cellular component (GO): membrane
Molecular function (GO): opioid growth factor receptor activity
Source: RefSeq, a predicted model, not a curated record